Messenger RNA from Phytomonas sp. EM1, 864 nucleotides. Lineage: Eukaryota; Euglenozoa; Kinetoplastea; Trypanosomatida; Trypanosomatidae. The record is from the annotation of a GenBank genome assembly.
AUGAUCAAAUCACGCUCCACCCACAUUUGGAUAUCAACACCGCUUUGCAGUCAACGAUCCUGGUCUACUUUUCGCAGUGAUAUCGCGCAUCGCGCGGAUAACCAAGCUGAAGUAGCGGCCUCGGGUGUUCUCAACCUUGUCUCGUCGGGAUCCGAUCCGGCCGCUGCAUCCGCGGGGGGGUUCACGGCGAUCUUUUUCGCCUGCCAAGAUGCCUUGGGGGUGGAGCCUUGGGGUGUAAUAGCUCUUUUUGGCGGCCUUACUCGCCUCAUGACGUUGUGUUUUAUGUUUUAUGGGGAAAGAGCUUCUGCUCGGAUGCAACUCGCUCUUCCAAAGCUAAGGGAAUCCCAGGAGAGGUUCAAUCGCGUCUACCGCAACAAAAACGCAUCCUCGCUAGAGGUGCAGCUUUCGGCGAGCAUAUGCAAGAGCGAGCGCCGGCGAAUUUUUAGGCAAUACCAGACCUCAAAUUUUCAAUGUUUUGCCUCCUUUCUUGGCACUCCUUUGAUAGCGUAUGGUUUGUAUCGCAUCUCUCUUCUCUGCUCAGACACCUCUUUGUUGGUAGGUAUCUCGCCUUUUCUUUGGUGUACGGCGCUAUCGCUUCCAGAUCCCACUCUUGCACUGCCUGUGGUGUGCGUCGGUCUCGCUCUCCUCAACUUUGAAUUAUCGUUGCGGAAGGAGCUCAAGACAGAAUGGAUGACGAAGAUCGUCUGGUGCGCACGUUUCUCGUGCCCCUUCUUUAUUGUUGUGAUAUCCACCUUUUCCACCGGCGUGUGUUUGUACUUCUUUGGAGUAAGCUUGGUAGGCCUCUUGCAACCUAUCUUGCUCCGCGUGCCCGUUUUUCGGCGAUUUCUUCGCUUUCCCAGUUAA